Molecule: messenger RNA, 1224 nt
Organism: Esox lucius (northern pike)
Lineage: Eukaryota; Metazoa; Chordata; Actinopteri; Esociformes; Esocidae
Gene: dnali1
Product: dynein, axonemal, light intermediate chain 1
Exons: 6
Coding region: 109-876 (255 amino acids)
Cellular component (GO): axoneme; filopodium
Molecular function (GO): dynein heavy chain binding
Source: RefSeq, a predicted model, not a curated record
ACUGUACACAGAUAAGUUUUUCACUUCACAUUUCAACAACAUACACAUUAAUUGACACGUUAACUAGAUACUGGCACGUUUUUAUUUUUUUGUAGUCAAAGUAUCGCAAUGAUUCCUCCAGCUGAUUCUCUGCUGAAGUAUGACAACCCAGUCUUAGUGAGCAGAAACACAGAAAAGAAGUCCCCAAAGGCACGGCCUCUGAAAGUAGCACCGCAACAGCCUGUAAUGACGGGUCCAGUGCCACCGCCACCCAAACCCAAGAACCUCUCAGCUGACACCAACAAGCAGCAAACUGAGGAAAUCCUCAAUGCCAUCCUACCACCCAGGGAAUGGAUGGAGACCAACCAGCUGUGGGUGCAGCAGGUGUCCAGCACGCCGUGUACCCGCAUGGAUGUGGUGCACCUACAGGAGCAGCUGGACAUAAAGCUGCAGCAGAGACAGGCCAGGGAGACGGGCAUCUGCCCUGUCCGCAGGGAGCUCUACUCCCAGUGCUUUGAUGAGUUAAUCAGACAGGUAACCAUCAACUGUGCUGAGAGAGGACUGCUGUUGUUGAGGGUACGAGACGAAAUUCGUAUGACCAUUGCUGCUUACCAGACACUAUACGAGAGCAGUGUGGCCUUUGGCAUGAGGAAAGCCCUUCAGGCCGAGCAGGGAAAGUCUGACAUGGAGACAAGGAUCGCCAAUUUGGAGAAGGAGAAGCGGGACCUGGAGAGGCAGGUGAACGAGCAGAAGGCCAAGUGUGAAGCCAUUGAGAAGAGGGAGACAGAGAGGCGUCAGGUGGAAGAGAAGAAACACACAGAGGAGAUCCAGUUCCUGAAGAGAACCAACCAGCAGCUCAAGGCCCAACUGGAAGGAAUUAUUGCCCCAAAGAAGUGACCUCUUCAUUCCAUAAGUCAACUACUACUGAAACUGACAUAUUUCAAAUGAUCUGAUAUAGCAUUAUGUAAUAAAACAUUACAUCACAGCCAUGAAGCUUCAUACUUCUGCACAAUAAACCCACUGAACCACCAAUUUCAAUCUCUCACUGUUUUGCCAAUUACUUUCAAAUUAUUUUAUGGUGUGACAUGAACAGCUGAACAUACUUUCUUCUGUCAAUUGAUACAGAUGUUAUUUCAAUAGUGCUGUACAAUUUGAUCUUGUCUGGUUGUGGGCCCUUGCUGAUUUCUGGUGUCCUGGAUGACUACCCAAAAUGUCUUGAAUUAGGCUAGUAAUAUAAUCUGGUUA